AUGUCUUCGACGACAACAACGACCAUCGCCCAGCGCGCCGACAGCCUCUUGGCUCCCCUCGCUCGCGCCGUCGUCCACCUCGCCGCGCGUGACAGCUGCGAGGAAGGCGACACCAGCAAUCGCUGCGAGAAGCCCUUCGCCUCGUCCAAGAUCAUUGGCAUCACCAUCGGUAUUACGGCCGCGGUACUCAUCCUCGGCACCGGCGGUCUCCUGACCUUCCUCCACAUGCGAAGACAGCGCAUCGAAAGAAAGGAGGACGCUGUCGACUUCGAACUCGACGGCGACGUCGACGACCACCCGACCAUGGGCAAGCCCCCUGCCUCGUGGCAGCGCAACGGUCAACGAGCACAAGAUAACCCGUUCGAGCCCCAACCACAAGAGAAUCCUUUCGAACCGGGCCGUCGAUAG
Colletotrichum karsti is the source of this 408-nucleotide messenger RNA. RefSeq lists its product as uncharacterized. The record is from RefSeq and is a predicted model, not a curated record. NCBI's taxonomy places the organism in Eukaryota, Fungi, Ascomycota, Sordariomycetes, Glomerellales, Glomerellaceae. Bases 1 to 408 code for a protein of 135 amino acids. The transcript is spliced from 2 exons.